Molecule: messenger RNA, 1020 nt
Organism: Aureobasidium namibiae CBS 147.97
Lineage: Eukaryota; Fungi; Ascomycota; Dothideomycetes; Dothideales; Saccotheciaceae
Exons: 1
Coding region: 1-1020 (339 amino acids)
Molecular function (GO): tocopherol cyclase activity
Source: RefSeq, a predicted model, not a curated record
AUGGAACACUACAAACCUCACCAUGGCUCGACAUUCGAGGGCUAUUACUCGAAGUUCCGGUUGCCAUCUGGCGCACAUCUAGCACUGAUCAUCUGCACAGUGCCAGGAGCUGAAACGCGACCUCACAACAUCACCUUUACAUAUGUACCAGAAGGAGACGUGACCAAAUGUUUUCAACGCGAGGUCUUUGUCGAUGAACUGAAGAUGGUCAAGGGAGAGGGUGACAUAGCAUUCGAGCAACAUUGGAAGGGGGGCCACGUCAAGGUGUGGAACGAUUCAACAACCGAAUACAGCAUCGACCAUCUGGAAGACGAGGGCUUCAGCUUCAAGGGCAGAACAACCAGCCACACACCAUGGAUGCCCGACAUGGAUACGCCAGAAGGCGCACUCGUCUACCUCCCUCUCCCUCUGCAUUGGCACGUGCAUUCGGUGGCUUCAGACUGCGAAUUCGAAAUGAAAAUCAACAACUACGACUUACCCGAGGAAGACAAGAAGGGUGUCGCAUCCGUUCACCAAGAGAAAAACUGGGCCAACAGUUUCCCUUCGGCUCACCACUGGGUCCAAGCCCGCGACGGCGACCGCGGUAUCUGCAUUGCCGGCGGCGAGAUCCUCGGCAUGGAAGCUUACCUUCUCGGCUACCACGCCAGCGACCCCAAGUACAGUAUGGCCUUCCGCCCACCCUUUGCCGUCAAAGCCGCUGGUAUUGCUCCCUUCAUGAGUGUCGAGCACAGCUGGGACACGCGCACCUUUGAGCUCAGCAUCCAAAGUUUCACACAAAAAAUUGUGAUUUCAGCGAGGGCACCGAUUGGUUCAUUCUUCACUCUGAGCUCGCCGUUCCCUGAUGGCCAUCGUCUCAACUUCUUGGCGGAAAGUUUCCAGGCUUCGAUCAGUGUCAAGGUGUAUCAUGCUGGUGUGUUGGGACCUUGGGAGUUUGUGCAUGAGGACAAAUUUGAACAUGGCAGUUUGGAGUUUGGUGCUGGGUACUAUCCUCCUGCGGGUAAGGAGGAUCGCUUUUACUGA